Molecule: messenger RNA, 530 nt
Organism: Menidia menidia (Atlantic silverside)
Lineage: Eukaryota; Metazoa; Chordata; Actinopteri; Atheriniformes; Atherinopsidae
Source: the annotation of a GenBank genome assembly
CUGUUUCCGUGGGUGUAACCUUUGAACCAACUGAAUUUAAGAAGCACUCCAGACUAACCUGGGAUGUGAUUCAGAUAGAGAAAGAGACAGGAGCAGACAUGAGUUUGACAGAGAAAGACAAGUCUGCGGUCAAGGCUCUCUGGGCCAAGAUCUCCAAGUCAGCAGAUGCUAUUGGAGCGGAUGCUCUGGGCAGGAUGCUCGAGGUUUAUCCCCAAACUAAGACCUACUUUUCCCACUGGCCAGAUAUUCGCUAUGGCUCUGCCCCCGUGAAGAAACACGGGAAAAACGUGAUGGGGGGAGUCGCUCUGGCUGUGUCAAAGAUUGAUGACCUGACCAACGGCUUGUUGGAUCUCAGUGAGAAGCAUGCCUUCCAAUUGAGGGUCGACCCGGCCAACUUUAAGCUCCUCGGCCAUUGCGUUCAGUUGGUGAUCGCCUCUAUGUUCCCCAAGGACUUCACCCCAGAGGCUCACGUCGCCUUCGACAAAUUCCUGGCAGCUCUGGCCCUGGCUCUGUCUGAGAAAUAUCGCUAA